AUGGUAAAUAGGCAAAAUGGCUUCUUCUCUAAACUGACAGGCCUCACCUCUUCCGUGUUCAACUUAAAUUUGGAGAACAUCCACGAGGCCGUGGAUGAAAAUUUAACCGCCCUGGAAAGAGCUGUACUGUACGGAAACAGCAGCAAGAAAUGCCGGAAGAUAAUAUUUGUUAAAGAGUUAGUGAAGUCCCUAAAUAGUAUAGACUAUGAUGAUUUUAAGAAGGUGAUUUAUCCUCUGCUUGUAAAAUUAAGCAACGAUAAAGAAGAAAUACAAUACGAGUUGUGUUGCCAGAUGGGCGACCUGUGUGCGUACUUGCUGCAGAAUAACAAUGGGCCGGAUGGGUCCGCGGAUAUUAUUAAGUUUCUCUUCCCCAUCCUCGAGCGGAUCAUCAGAAAUGGGCAAGGCGGGAGUGUCAUCGGGAAUAUCGGCGGGACUAUCGGCGACAGUGUCUGCAGUGGACACGUACUCGCGAACGCGAUGAAGGCGCUCCUCAUCCUAGCCACGCACAUCAAAGCCAAGUACCGAAAGAGCAUAAUCUUCCCCUUCAUACUCUCGCUGACGUCCACCGAAAAAUUCAAGAACCUGGGAUUCGUUCUCUUGAUUAAAAUUUCCCAUAUAUUUGAGAGAGAAAUGGUGUCCAGGUACUUGUUCCCAUGCAUCGAAUCCUUCGUUAGGGGAAAAGACGAAGAGAGCAAACUGUUCCUGUCCUGUUACCUGCAUAAUAUAUGCAGAAUUGUCAAGGAAGAAGAGUUGUUAGUGAUAUUUUUUAUGCUGAAAUCGCUAUGUAAUGAUCCUAAUGACAUCAUUAAAAUAAUUAGCCUGUACAAUUGUGUGCAUGUGUCAUGUCUUUAUUCAAAGAGUGUCUUUCUCCACUUUUUCGUUCCUGUGUUUAAUGAUUUUCUGAAGAAUUCAAAUUUGUACAUAUUUUACUAUGCCUUGAUAAAUCUGCUCCUUUUUGUUUGCCUUUUUGAGGACAUGAAUCUUAUUCAUCCCUUUUACAUUCACAAGAUGAUUUUUUUUUUCAAUAAUCUUUUUUCUUCCCACUUGUUUACGUUGAAUUAUCUGAACGACACCGCCAAGCGGCAGAGCAGCUACGCUUUGGUAGGCGUCCCCCGGGGGGGAGAAGCGCCACCCACAGUGGGGGAAGCACACAAGACAGAGGAACCACACCAAGGGGCCGAGGAAGACAUUUUGAGCAACCCGAAGGUGGACGUGCCAACUGGUAUUACUGCUUCUAGAAAGGAAGGACCAAGUAGCGACUCAAGCGAAAUAUCUCAUGGUCAGUCUAGCGAACACAACGGGGGGAGAAGCCACACAUCACACCUCUCAGCAAGGGAUGAAUCGGACGCAUCCGAAAGCAACUAUGAGGGGAAGCGAGAACUACAGCAAGAGACGACACUCACGAUGAACUGCGUAAGUGUGAAACGAGGCCUCCUUAGCCAGCCUGUCAGUAUGACGGAGCUGAAAGAAGAGGCGGGGGUCCAGCAAAUGGGGGGAAGAAGAUACCAUUCAAAAUCGGACAAUCAUUUGAAGGAAAAUUAUGCUGAUGACGCUGCACAGACUAACACAUUCGAAGAUGUCAACGGAGGCGAAAAUGGAACAGCAUCUCUGAAGAGCGAAUUAUCCCUUUUCCCCUCGUCGUCCUCCUUGCUGGAGUCAUACAAUGCCACAUCACUCCUUCCGUCUCUGCUGCCAUCCCCGUCCACGUCCUCGCUCAUCACCCCAGGAUCAAGCUCCAUUUUUGUCAACAAUGGCUUCAUUAACGACCUCAUAAUAAGCAACAAUCAUUUUGCGGUGAGCGUACGCCAGUUUUUUCAAGUACACGGUGAAGAACCUGGGGGAGCGAGAGAAGAAACCGAGGAGAAGGGCCCCCUACACGAGCAGUGGUGCACCCACCAGGGAGAAGCUCAAAAGGGAGACGAACUCUCCAAGAAGAAGGGCAUCCUCUUAGGGGAAGAAGAAGAAGAAAAGGAAAAAGAAGAAAACGAAGAAGAAGAAAAAGAAGAAAAAGAAGGAAAAGAAAACGAAAAAGAAAGAAAAAAAAAACAGGAGAACCACCCCACAUAUGUGGGGAACCAUAAUGAUGAACUUUUUAACCUCACCGAUAAUGACAUCACCAGCAUAGACAGCAUAUUUAAUCACGAUAAAACGAUUGACAUAAAUCAAAUUAAAGGAUGGUACUUCAGUGAUGUGGAUCUAAUCAAGGGAAACAUGGCAUACGGGGCGAUGUUUCUUCAGAAGGGGGGGAAAAUAGAUGCCCAUAGAGAGCGACGUCCACGUAAAAUCCACUUAAACCAAAAAGAAGAAGACAUUUAUAACGUCGAAGCGGUGAAUGCAGAGGCCCUCAAGAAGAAGUUUUUAUUUGACACCCCAAAUAACAUCAUCGUGUCUCACAACAUAAACGCAGUGUACAUCACGGCCCUGCACAUGCCUACCCUCAUCCUAGUGCUCAAGCAACACUUCUUCAGAUUUUUCUCUCACGUUUUUUUUUUUGUAUGUACCUAUCCGUACUACAUUAUUAGGAAGACCAUGGCGUCUUUAUUUUAUGACAUUUUGAUAAAUUUUCUGGAGCCCUCGGAUUUUUUAGAAGUGACUGUUGAUGAGUUAAAUGAGGAAGAAGACAUGAUGACCAGAUUUAGGAAGAGCGGAAAGGAUGCAAUUUCAAAGAACAGGAGUGACGUGUUUUCCUAUCCCCACCUCGUCAAAGUGGAUUAUGGAAAACAACGAGGUGGUAACAAUUACUCCACUAGAAAGGAUUUUCCUCAAAUCACGCAAACAUUCAAUGUAGACUACGCCACGUACUGCAAUAUGAAACGCAUACAGAACAUGCAAUCGGUGAGAAGUGAUGAGAAGAUAAGUAAUCUGCACAACAGUAGUUGGUCGGGACGUGAACUGGGUGAGAGUACGCACCCUACGUCAAACGGACCUACCGAGAAGCAACAAGAGGGGGAUAAUUAUUCAGACUGUGGAUAUUCGCAGGGGGGGAUCCACGACCAGGCCGCUAACCAAGUGAGCGAAGAUGUGGGAACCCAAAUGGACAAAGGGUCCGAACAAACUCUCCAGGAGAGAACCAACAUAAUCAAACGAAUGCAAAGUGAAAUUAAUGCCAACCUACACGAAAGCGAUUUUUUUAGAAAUGAAGAAAACGAAAACUGUUUUUUUUACAAAAAAUUUCUACACAAAUAUGAAGCUGUAUAUGAGAGAUACAUUCAAAGGUUUCGAAAAUAUUACAGUGAAGAUUCUUCCCUUUUUUUUUUCCACUUUUUCGUCUGUUACUUCUUGAGGGAUUCAAACGUCCUGGUUAAGAAGGCUAUCCUUAAGAGGUACGACAAGAUGGUUUUACUCUUCCCGGCGCUCGUACAGAAGGUGCUCAUGUCGUACUUGUCUCAUGUGCUGGAUUACAAGACGCUGGAUUAUUCCCUGCGCAAGAGGGUGUCGAAGGUGAUCUUCCGGAUGCUGUCCUGCGCAGAGGAUGCUCUGGUUGUCCGCACGUUCCUCUUCCCCCUAUUCCUCAGACUCUGCAAAGACGGCGUCGCCACCAUUCGCACCUACACGGCUAGCUACUUCUACCUAUUCCUCGAAAAGGGGUGCCCCCAGAUAUAUAACUUCUUCAAGGGGGGGGGUGAGAUAUUGCCUAUAGAAGAGUAUAAGAAAGACAGGAUACUGACAAAUGGAGAGAAGUACAAACUGAGGAGUCGGUACUUCACGGGCGGGGACGAAAUUUCCCUCAUCAAAACAGUUUUAGUGAUGUUUUCAAGGAGUUGCCAUUUCUUUGACCGCCAGAUUUUUAUAAAGAUGUGCGACGGGAUUAUCAACGAAUGCCCAUCGAACCUCUUCCUGUUGUACUUCCUAAAACCAUUUGUAAAUUUAUCCGUCGACAAAAUUAAAGUUGUCAGAACCACAUGGGAUAAGUGUGUAAUUUCGCAGCUUAAGAAAAAGGAACACUUUCUGAAUGCGAUAAAUAUUUUGUCCAAGCAAAAAGAAAUGUAUGCACAGCAGGCCACGACGACAGUAGAUAAAGACAAUUCUCCCACGCCAAACGAAAAGGAUUGCGAUAAUGUGCUCGAUAAAACCUUUGACAUUCACGACUUGAAUGAUUAA
Plasmodium inui San Antonio 1 is the source of this 4101-nucleotide messenger RNA. RefSeq lists its product as hypothetical. The record is from RefSeq and is a predicted model, not a curated record. The transcript has 8 exons. Bases 1 to 4101 code for a protein of 1366 amino acids. Gene Ontology annotation, biological process: protein dephosphorylation. NCBI's taxonomy places the organism in Eukaryota, Apicomplexa, Aconoidasida, Haemosporida, Plasmodiidae. Gene Ontology annotation, molecular function: protein phosphatase regulator activity.